ACGGAACCUCUGGGAUUCCAGCACUCGAUAGAUCAUCACGACUGGAUCCUGCACUCACAAUGACGACGACGAGCGAAACACCAGAGCAAGGGGCUUCAACGUCAGCUGCUAAUGGCUCUGAUUUGAAAGGGAAUGCCGACGACUAUGAAUUGCCUUGGGUAGAAAAAUAUCGACCGGUACUCCUUAAGGAUAUUGUCGGAAACGAGGAAACAGUAUCCAGAUUGCAGGUUAUUGGACAGGAGGGGAACAUGCCAAAUAUUAUCAUUUCUGGUCCUCCCGGAAUAGGUAAAACAACAUCCAUUCUUUGCCUCGCAAACGAGCUACUGGGUCCUCUCCAGAAAGAGGCCGUCCUUGAACUCAACGCUUCAGACGAUCGAGGCAUUGAUGUUGUCCGCAACCGAAUCAAAAUGUUUGCCCAGAAGAAAGUUUCACUUCCCGCUUCCCGCCAUAAAAUCAUCAUCCUCGACGAAGCAGAUUCCAUGACCGCGGGAGCCCAACAAGCCCUCCGACGAACAAUGGAAAUCUACUCCUCAACCACACGCUUCGCGCUUGCAUGUAAUAUGUCCUCCAAAAUCAUCGAACCCAUUCAAUCCCGCUGUGCCAUCCUGCGCUACACCCGCCUCUCCGACUACCAAAUCCUUAAACGUCUCACCGAGAUAUGUGAUGCUGAGAAGGUCAAGUUCACUCCUGAAGGUCUAGAGGCUAUCAUAUUCACGAGUGACGGAGAUAUGAGACAGGCGAUCAAUAAUCUUCAAGCAACAUCGUCUGGAUUUGGUAUUGUGACUCCUGAGCAUGUAUUCAAGGUGUGCGACCAACCGCAUCCAGUGCUAGUCAAGCAGCUGGUUGAGGCUUGUGUGGGAGCGCAGGUUGAUGGAGCGCUGGAUAAAGUGAGGACAUUGUGGAUGCAAGGGUACUCGGCUGUGGAUAUCAUUUCGACGUUGUUCAGAGUUGUCAAAACAUUUGAUAUGGAAGAGUAUAUAAAGUUGGAGUUUAUCAAGGAGAUAGGAUUGACGCACAUGAAGAUUUUGGAAGGAACGCAGACGCUCGUGCAGUUGUCAGGGUUGAUUGCUCGUUUAUGUAAAUUAAAAAUGAAUCCGGCAAUGUUUGUGGUGUAAAUGAUGUGCACCCGAAAUGCAUCCUCAGUCUAUUUGCAUGAGUGAUGGAAUUCAAACUCCAAACACCCCAAAAAGUCCCCUAUCACCAUAUGCUGCUCCUCGACUCUAUCGAUUUCUAGAAUAGGUCAACAUCUAUCGGUCCCAACAAAGCCUUGGGAAUGGCAAAUACAAAUUACGCAAAUCAUAUCACUAUGGAUCCCUGUACUAAUCGUAAUAAACUACACCGUAUGUAAGAGA
Messenger RNA from Spizellomyces punctatus DAOM BR117, 1352 nucleotides. RefSeq names its product replication factor C subunit 2. Bases 60 to 1115 code for a protein of 351 amino acids. Gene Ontology annotation, molecular function: ATP hydrolysis activity; DNA clamp loader activity; ATP binding. The record is from RefSeq and is a predicted model, not a curated record. The transcript has 5 exons. Gene Ontology annotation, biological process: DNA repair; DNA-templated DNA replication. NCBI's taxonomy places the organism in Eukaryota, Fungi, Chytridiomycota, Chytridiomycetes, Spizellomycetales, Spizellomycetaceae. Gene Ontology annotation, cellular component: Elg1 RFC-like complex; Ctf18 RFC-like complex; Rad17 RFC-like complex.